Messenger RNA from Daphnia pulicaria, 1578 nucleotides. RefSeq lists its product as uncharacterized. NCBI's taxonomy places the organism in Eukaryota, Metazoa, Arthropoda, Branchiopoda, Diplostraca, Daphniidae. The record is from RefSeq and is a predicted model, not a curated record. Bases 698 to 1153 code for a protein of 151 amino acids. The transcript has 8 exons.
GGAAACACCUUAAAUGACAAAUUGCAUAGACCUUUUUCUCGGAGACUGUGACAGUUGCCAAGUCUUACUAGUGAAUCAUGAUAAUGAAGCCUUCAUCAAAUCAGAUUAUUUGCUGCUAUUUAGUGGAAAACGAGAAAGAAUGUCGCCAAGCCGAAGGUUGUAGUGACCACCACUUGAGUUCUGAUUUUGGACGAUCUAGGAUUGAUUGAUUUGAGGUUCAUCCGUCGCUACUGUUCCAUUAACUAAAUCCACUGGGGAAAACUGACACUGUUGGCCGCUGCUGGAGUCAAUUUACUGUACAGCAUUCCGAAAAAAGUGAUGGUAUACGAUCCAAAUACUUUCCAACAGCAGAUAGAGGCGCAACUUGCUUAUGGGCGGAUUUGAAGAAUGGCAGGAGUUUGGAGUCGUUUUAUUUGUGUGCCAAUUUUGAAACAAAGCUGGAAAAAGAUUAUGUUGCACGACAAAUUCUUCACCCCGACAAAUCUCUUUCUUUUCCCUUUCCCGUGACGUCACACGAGUAGGCUACAUUCAUGUGAAUGUGAUUUUGAGCCCCAAAUUUCUUCGAUGAGGUGUACCGAACGACUGAUAGGUGGCAGUUGCAUCCGCUUGGCAUUUAUUCAUGAAUCCACCCCCCUUAAAAAAAGAAAAAUAAGUUGCAGUCCAAGAUGAAUAGAGGAAGCCGGGACGUGUCGGACAAAUGAUAGCGCGGGCGGUGUGUCUGCGGAUGACCACAGGGAAUAAUAACGACAAGAACAUGAGUAACACAACAACAACAACAACAAGUGUGUUAAGAGGAUUGCCGAGAGAUUUCGGCGUUGGACCACCGUCACAUCAUCAGUCGGCAUCAGCUGGCGCCCAGCAGCAGCAGCCGGGCAGCAGAGGCAACCGCGGCAACAACCGGAGUGACGUUUCCAUUCAGGUGGACGUAGGAUCGACUAAGGCGACCAACAGCGGAGGCGUUGGCGAUCGAAUGGGUCGCACGACGAAAAAUCAACGCGGAGCUUCCGGCGGAGGCGGCGGAAGCAAAGCCGAGACUCCACCCACUACAUCUCAGCAGCAACAAUACGAGACGGCCCUCUACUCACGCGAGGACAUUCGCGAGCAAUACAGCAUCAACAAGAAAGAAACGGACCCAAAAAUAAUCAAGAGCUAGAGCUCUGUUCUCUCGGUAUAAGCCCUGGGAAUUAUUUUUGAUGGACAUAUAUGCUGAAGUGCAUUAUUGAUGCUGCGAGUGUGCUGUGCACAACUAGCGGAUGAAACUUGUUCCAGCCAACUUUUUCCGCCAGUCUUUUAUUACAUUAUACCAAACCAGUUUUGUUAUUGUUUUUUCCAGGCGGAAACGGAAGACUCUUUUGUGUACAUGUCUAUUUACUUGAUGGUAGAAACAUAGUUUCAUCGCCGCACCCUUCAUUCAUAUCUCUUUUCUGCUUUUUUUUGGCGGAUGCGAUGCCAAAAUAUUGCGGGGGGUUUUCUAGGUCGCUGGUGCGGAGUUUCUCCAGCCGACUGCAUAUAGUCAUGUGUAUAUAGUCCAGCAACAUUGUCUGUUGAAUAGAUGUAAUACAAAAGCGGCUGAAUAAA